This is a messenger RNA of Knipowitschia caucasica, 2727 nucleotides long. Lineage: Eukaryota; Metazoa; Chordata; Actinopteri; Gobiiformes; Gobiidae. The record is from the annotation of a GenBank genome assembly.
AUGCCCCAGUCAGCGGCGGUCAUUAGAGGAAUCCAACGAAUGGUCCUGUAUGAAACAAGAGCAAGGUAUUUUCUGGUGGGAAGCAAUCAAGCACAGACAAGGCACAGAGUCUUGAAAAUUGACCGGACUGAACCCAAGGACCUGGUGAUAAUUGAUGAUAAGCAUGUUUAUAACCAGCAAGAAGUACGCGAGUUGCUUGGAAGACUGGACUUGGGGAACCGCACAAAAAUAUCUCAAAAAGGUUCAGCGGGCCUUUACAGGGCGGUCUCUGCCGUUGGUAUAGUAGGCUUUGUACGAUUCCUUGAAGGCUAUUACAUUGUUUUGAUCACAAAGCGCAGAAAGAUGGCUGACAUUGGGGGCCAUUCCAUUUACAAAAUUGAAGACACCACCAUGAUCUAUAUCCCCAAUGACUCUGUAAGGAUCACCCAUCCUGAUGAAGCAAGAUAUGUGAGAAUUUUCCAGAAUGUGGAUCUGUCUAGCAACUUCUACUUCAGCUACAGUUAUGACUUGAGCCACUCUCUACAAUAUAAUCUAACUUUACUGCAAAGGCCUUUUGAACUGUGGUCAGCUGUGCCCAUCGCUGAUGAUGAGAAGCAUACAAAAAGCAAACAGGACUGUUUUGAUAUCUUUGAAGAUGAAGGUCUGCCUACACAAGUGGUUUAUGGCGUCCGGAACGAGCCGUACCACAAAUACGUUUGGAACGGUAAGCUGCUGGAGCGCAUCAAGGACAUUGUUCAUCCGGACUGGCUCAUGUACAUAAUCCAUGGCUUUUGUGGCCAGUCCAAGCUGUUGAUUUAUGGUCGCCCUGUUCACAUCACGCUCAUUGCAAGACGCUCAAGCAAAUUUGCUGGGACCCGUUUUCUGAAAAGAGGAGCCAACUGUGAGGGGGAUGUUGCAAAUGAGGUGGAAACGGAGCAGAUUGUCCACGACGCUUCGGUCAUGUCGUUCACUGCUGGAAGUUACUCUUCCUACGUGCAGGUGCGAGGGUCUGUUCCAUUGUACUGGUCACAGGACAUCUCGACCAUGAUGCCUAAGCCUCCCAUACGAUUGGACCAAGCUGACCCAUAUUCCCAUGUAGCUGCCCUGCAUUUUGAUCAGAUGCUGCAACGAUUUGGUUCACCAAUCAUUAUUCUCAACCUGGUUAAGAAACGAGAAAAAAGGAAACAUGAGAAGAUUCUAAGUGAAGAGCUGUAUCCAGCGGUGAUUAACCUGAACCAGUUCCUCCCUCCAGAACAUUGCAUCGAGUACAUCGCAUGGGACAUGGCUCGCUACACCAAAAGUAAACUGUGCAACGUUUUGGACCGUCUGGGCAUGAUCGCUGAGAAUGUGGUGAAAAGGACUGGUUUCUUCAUCAACCGUUCUGACUUCUACUGUCACUCAAUACGACCAGAUGAUAGAUGGGAAGAUGUUGGUGGACAUGUCACUUACGGGGGACAACUGCAGACGGGGGUGCUGCGGACUAAUUGUGUAGACUGCCUGGAUCGAACCAAUACUGCACAGUUCAUGGUGGGAAAGUGCGCUCUUGCCUAUCAGCUUUACGCACUCGGAAUGAUCGACAAACCCAAACUCCAAUUUGACACGGACUGUGUUAGAUUGUUUGAGGAGCUUUAUGAGGACCAUGGAGACACUCUUUCACUGCAGUAUGGUGGCUCCCAGCUUGUUCAUAGAGUCAAGACGUACCGCAAAAUCGCCCCCUGGACUCAACAUUCCAAAGACAUCAUGCAGACACUGUCCAGAUACUACAGUAAUGCUUUCUCAGAUGCUGAUAGACAGGACGCCAUCAACUUAUUCCUCCAAGUGUACCAGCCGGCGGAGGCCAAGCCACACUUAUGGGAGCUGCCCACGGACUUCUACCUGCACCAGAGCAGCACCAUGACCCUCCCCCAAGACAGACGCAGCUACACGCUGUGGUGGACACAGGGAGUUCUGUCGCACCUUCCAGUGCCAUUUGAUGAAGUCCCUUGUGGAGAAACUAUGAAACAAGUGGAAGUCAAGAUAGUGAACCGCUUUGACGAGAGCAUUGACAUCUACACAGAGUUCUUCAAGCCGUACGAAAUUACCUCGUUUGAUGAGACUUUCUGUAUUGCAAUGACUAAUUCUGCCAGAGAAUUUAUGCCUAAAACUGUUGGACUAGAUCCAAGUCCAUUCACUGUUCGAAAGCCGGAGGAAACUGGAAAGUCAGUGCUGGGAAACAAGAGCAGUAAAGAAGAGGCUGUGAUUCAGAGGAAGACUGCAGCCAGUGCACCACCCGCCCCGAGCGAGGAGGCCCUGUCCAGCUCUUCAGAGGACGAUUCGGAAGAGGAAAAGGAAGAUGACGCCUCUGUGUCUCAGCGCUCGACGCCCGUCAAACUGCUCACAGACUCUGUGGAAAGCACCCGCACAAUGGAGGACACGCAGCCUCAGCAAUUCAAGGAGCCAUAUGGACUUAACCUGUCAGAGCUUCCUGAUGAUAAGGACUUACUCAUGUAUGAAAGGUUUGCUUAUCUCGGUGAGAACCAGUAUCAAGUGGAGAAGAAUAAGAAUGCAAGAGUCUCAGGCGUCCUUCCUCUGGAUGUGGUCUCGUGUUUCCCAGACGACAGUGUGUUUGAGGUGCUGGCUCCACAGGUCGACUCCGACAGUCGCGACGUGUUCCAGCGCCAUGUGCUGACGGGACAAGGCCAGCUGAGGGCGCUGUGCCGAGAGGACAUGCUGAUGUACCGCGAGUACAUCAAGAACAGAUACAUGUGA